Archocentrus centrarchus (flier cichlid) is the source of this 981-nucleotide messenger RNA. RefSeq names its product CMP-N-acetylneuraminate-beta-galactosamide-alpha-2,3-sialyltransferase 1-like. Gene Ontology annotation, biological process: sialylation. Gene Ontology annotation, molecular function: beta-galactoside (CMP) alpha-2,3-sialyltransferase activity. The record is from RefSeq and is a predicted model, not a curated record. Gene Ontology annotation, cellular component: membrane. The coding region runs from base 1 to 981 and encodes 326 amino acids. The transcript is spliced from 6 exons. Lineage: Eukaryota; Metazoa; Chordata; Actinopteri; Cichliformes; Cichlidae.
AUGAAUCAGAUCCCCAUUCAAGAUUCUUACGGUGUGAAGAUGCAUCCAAGGAAACCAUUGGUUUUUCUUCUCUUAGUGUGCGUCACUGCCAUUGGAGUAUUUUCUAGAGCUUCAUGGAUUUUAACUGUGUACCAUGAUUACUUCGUCCAUCAGAAUGCAAGUCUUUGUGCCUGUGACAAAUGUUUAACGGACUAUGAUCCAUGGUUCACAAAACUUAUAAAAGAAUCUCCUGAGCCCUUCUUAUCAAUCACAAACAAUGUCUCAAGUGAUGCGUUUAACUGGUGGAAGCGCAUACAGACUGAUAGACGCAACUACAGUUACUACAAAAAAACAGUGGACAAGGUGUUUCAGAUCUUUCCAACCAAUGUGCAUUCCACAAGAUCCAGCCCUGACCUCUGCAGAACUUGUGCUGUGAUUGGAAAUUCUGGCAACCUGAAUGGAUCACAUUAUGGAUCAAUGAUAGAUUUUCAUGAUAUUGUCAUAAGAAUGAACCAUGGCCCCACUGAAGGCUUUGAAAGAGAUGUUGGAAACAAAACAACAUACCACGUGAUGUUUCCAAACAGUUUUAAAAAUUUAGACAACACCACUCGUCUUGUGUUUUUUCCAUACAAAAUCCAUGAUUUAGAAUGGCUCAUGUGGUCCUUCACUCAAAGCCAAAGAGCAACUGCUAAAUCACGAAUGAAUAAGGAUUUGGUGAUGAUUCUCAGUCCAGAGUUCAUGAAAUAUGUCCAUUAUGUUUGGCUAAACCAAAAGGGAAGAUAUCCAUCCACUGGCUUUCUGACUUUGAUUCUCAGCUUUCACAUGUGUGAUGAGGUUAGUGUGUUUGGAUUUGGAGCAGACAAAAAUGGAAACUGGAACCAUUAUUAUGAGCCACUCAAAAACAAACGUUUGAAAACUGGACACCAUCCUGGAAGUGUGGAGUAUAAAUAUAUUGAGAAACUUCAUGAGCAAAAAAAAAUUAGUUUUUUCAGAGGAUGGUAA